Messenger RNA from Penicillium mononematosum, 1221 nucleotides. Its product is annotated as ATP-dependent RNA helicase eIF4A. The transcript is spliced from 4 exons. Gene Ontology annotation, molecular function: ATP binding; RNA helicase activity; mRNA binding. The coding region runs from base 10 to 1209 and encodes 399 amino acids. NCBI's taxonomy places the organism in Eukaryota, Fungi, Ascomycota, Eurotiomycetes, Eurotiales, Aspergillaceae. Gene Ontology annotation, cellular component: catalytic step 2 spliceosome; nucleolus. The record is from RefSeq and is a predicted model, not a curated record.
AUUUACAUCAUGGCGGACGGAAUCGACAGACGCGCGGAGGAGCGCAUGGAGUUCAACACCUCCAAGGAGGUGACGGUCGCGCCGACCUUCGAGGACAUGCACCUGAAGGAAAGUCUGCUUCGCGGAGUCUACGCUUACGGAUACGAAUCGCCUUCGGCUGUGCAAUCUCGUGCGAUUGUACAAAUCUGCAAAGGUCGCGACACUAUUGCCCAGGCCCAGUCCGGUACUGGUAAAACUGCCACAUUCGCGAUCAGUACCUUGCAGAUUAUCGAUACUGUUGUGCGCGAGACCCAAGCUCUGGUUCUCUCCCCGACCCGUGAACUCGCAACCCAAAUUCAAUCCGUCGUUAUGGCUCUCGGUGAUUACAUGAACGUCCAGUGCCACGCUUGCAUUGGAGGAACCAACGUUGGUGAAGAUAUCCGCAAACUCGACUACGGCCAACACGUUGUCUCGGGAACUCCUGGUCGUGUGGCCGAUAUGAUCCGGCGCCGAAACCUACGCACACGUCAUAUCAAGAUGCUGGUUCUCGAUGAAGCCGAUGAGCUCCUUAACCGCGGUUUCCGUGAGCAGAUUUACGACGUUUACCGUUACCUGCCUCCCGCGACGCAGGUCGUUGUGGUCUCUGCCACCCUCCCAUACGAUGUCUUGGACAUGACCACAAAGUUCAUGACUGACCCCGUCCGUGUCCUGGUCAAGCGUGACGAGUUGACACUGGAAGGUAUCAAGCAAUACUUCAUUGCCGUUGAGAAGGAGGAAUGGAAGUUCGACACACUUUGCGAUCUGUACGAUACCUUGACUAUCACCCAGGCUGUUAUCUUCUGCAACACCCGCCGAAAGGUCGACUGGCUUGCCGACAAGAUGCGUGAAGCCAACUUUACUGUCUCCAGUAUGCACGGCGAGAUGCCUCAGAAGGAGCGUGAUAGUAUUAUGCAAGACUUCCGUCAGGGCAAUUCUCGUGUUCUUAUUUCUACUGAUGUCUGGGCCCGUGGUAUCGAUGUUCAGCAAGUCUCUCUUGUUAUCAACUACGAUCUGCCUACCAACCGUGAGAACUACAUUCACCGUAUUGGUCGAUCUGGACGAUUCGGCCGCAAGGGUGUGGCCAUCAACUUUGUUACCAGCGAUGAUGUCCGCAUCCUUCGCGACAUCGAGUUGUACUACUCGACCCAAAUUGAUGAAAUGCCAAUGAACGUUGCGGACUUGCUUUCAUAAUCCCCAUUGCCU